Messenger RNA from Westerdykella ornata, 1738 nucleotides. RefSeq lists its product as uncharacterized. The transcript has a single exon. Bases 106 to 1275 code for a protein of 389 amino acids. The record is from RefSeq and is a predicted model, not a curated record. Lineage: Eukaryota; Fungi; Ascomycota; Dothideomycetes; Pleosporales; Sporormiaceae.
UCCACCUCUCUGCCGGGCAGAAUAUUUCACUUCGCAACAACCAUACCCUCCAGUUUUCCGAGCGAUUGAGAUCAGCACAAUUCUCUGAAUCACAAUCAUCUGAAAAUGUCUUCGUCUCCUUUUUCACGUGGGAGCAGAAUUCCCGUGCUGAGGCCCUCAGCCUCAGGGAGCUCUGAGCGAAGCAUUUCGCCAGUGAACUGGAGGGCGCAGUACCUGGCCUCGCAGGACGAGGUCAAAUUACUGACAUCGCGCCUCCGUGAGAUGGAAGAGGAGAAGGAGAAUUCGCGGGCCACGGCUCGCAAGUUGACUGCUGAGAUAUCCUCUUUGACACAGCAGCUCCAGAAGGAGGCAGAACUGAGCGGCCACUUCAUGGAGGCGUUCCAAGACGCAGAAAAGGAAGCGGAGUCGCUCCGUAGUCAGCUGCGGGAACAGCGGCCGAGUGACGACAGCGUUGAGAAGGCGCUUGAGGCGCAGGUCGCAGAGCAGGAUGCCUUGAUCGAACAGCUUCAACUGGAAAAUGACGAGCUGAAUGAGCAUCUUGCGCGUGCCGUGACAGUGAGCCGUGGUAAGGAUGAUCAGAUCCUUGUUAUGAAGACGAAAAUCGCUGAUCUUGAGAAGCGUCUUGCGGAAAGGCAGGCGGCUCAGAAGCAAGUGGUAGCCGCAUGGAACCCGCACGACAAAGACGCAAGAAUCGCCUUGUUGGAAAGGGAGGUCACGGGGCUCCUGGACCAACUUGAAGGAGAUCAGGAGGUUACGCCCAAGACCAACACUGUUGACCAGUGUACACAGACUGACGAGGCUGAGCAGACCACCAAGAGUGCCUACUACAGUGUGGGCUCAGAGUAUUCCUUCUGCGAGUCCGUGGACGCUGGCCCUCAGAGCACUGCACUUGAAGUUCCUGACAGCAAUCCAUCCUCUCUCCCGCCUCUGUCCCGCGAGCGCGAGGUCACAACGUUGAUCCAGAUCCGCCUCGACCCCGCUGACCACAGCAACUGGAACUGGGUCAAGAGGAUACGUGCCGUGAUUGAUCGGCCUCAGCGGAUUGAGAUGUUCGGUCCGAUUGACAGGGUUGAGGAGCUUCAACAGGACAUGAACGAUCAUGUCCGAGAGUACAACAACCUCCGUAUGGCGGUUGCCAUGCUGGAGUCGACCAUUCGCCGUAUGGAGAGUGAGGCACUCCAAAUCAAGAAGCGUCCCGCUUGUACUGUACGGGGUCACCGAGGUCUGAGGAUGCGCUCAAGGCCAGGAAUGACCAACUCGCUCUCAACGAGAUGAUGCUGCGGCAGUUCGGAGAGGAAGUCCGUGACCUUGAGCGGCAACUGCGACUGCGGCGAUGAACGCACUCCUGAGACGAUCGGAGGCGGUGAGUAUUUUUAUCAGUGGGUUUGGUCAGAGCUUCUCUAUUUGCAUAUGGUAGGCGCUUAUGGUGUUUGUUUCUCUUCUUGUUCUCAAUCUGGAGCAUACUGAUGGAAGGAGAACCAGUGGAAUGAUUCUUCUUCAAACAAAAUGUUAUCUUUACAUGCAACUCUUUUCCACGUAUUCGGUGCUUUUUAUAAUAUCUUGACGGCAUUUGUGACUUGCAAGGUGCUCUGGUCGGUCGCGGUGCGGGCGAUCUGACUAGGUGAAUGUUUUAGUCAUGUGACAUCCCAGUUUUCCCAAGUGUUUGUUGAACUUUUACUUAAGCAAGACCAACAGGGACUUUAUUGAAUCGAGCAGUUAGUUUACGGCCAGCUGUUUC